Papilio polytes (common Mormon) is the source of this 585-nucleotide messenger RNA. RefSeq lists its product as uncharacterized. The coding region runs from base 1 to 585 and encodes 194 amino acids. The transcript has 4 exons. The record is from RefSeq and is a predicted model, not a curated record. Lineage: Eukaryota; Metazoa; Arthropoda; Insecta; Lepidoptera; Papilionidae.
AUGAUGCACAUUUCGAUAAAAGUGUUAAUUUCGAUUUUGAUAUAUUUUGAAUUUGUAUUUCUACGAGCUAAUGGAGAAGUUGUUUAUGAAGCUGAAUUCUCUGAGGAUUUUAAGAGUUGUAAAGACUUUGAUAAUAAACGUAUAAGAUGUGAAAGUUUUAUACUGGGCCUGGUAGAGGGAGACGACAAUGCAGAAGGCGGGCUCGGCGUCAGUGGUGUCAUGGAAAUAUCACAAAACAUUGAGAAAGGAUACAAGAUAAGCAUAGAAGUUUGGAAGUUAAUGGAAGUGGGUAAGGAGUUCACAUUUGCCUCAGUGACCGAUGUAUGUGAAAGUUUAAAGAGCGAGGAAGCGCCGUGGUACCCGCUGGUCGUCAGCAUGAACGUGUCCGACUGCCCUGUGUCUGCGAAAACUUAUCCCAUACAAGAUCUGCUUAUAUCCUUGGAAUUUGCUAAAGAUUUCCUGUGUGUCGAGUUCUGCGGGGAAUAUGAAGUGAUACUAUCUGUAUUGAAUGAAAACGACGAACAACUCUCUUGUUAUGUUCUGGGUAUAUCUAUUACGGAAACGGAAAAGGACAAAAAGAAAUAA